AUCUACUUCUUCCCUCUCCAUUCCGCCGGUGAUUCCUCCCUCCCUGCCGUCGUCGACUACUCGAUUCUCCCUCACGCUCUGUCCGACCACAAGUCCUUGUGCUCUCAACUCGUUCUUCCUGCGGGCUAUCCUUGCGCCGAGCAUAAGUACCGAGUCACUGAUGGACGUCAUUUUCUUAUUAAUUUCCUAGAUUCAAACAAAGGAUGGGUUUCUAUUGGGUCUGCAACGUGUAUCUUCACGUAAUGGAGAUUUGGAAAAGCAAAAAGGCCCUCCAAUUUUGCUCCUCCAUGGACUGUUCAUGGUCGAUAUUUACCUUAAACUUCUACACUACAGUCCAAUGGUGCAACCAUGCUUUCCAGUUAUCUCUUAGGAACUGGUACUGGAAGAUGAAUGGGAUAAAGCCUCAAGGCAGAUUUUACCCAAGGCCCUAUCUUAUAUAUAUGUGUGUGUAUGCUGGCGAUGGAUGGUUUUUGAAUUCUGCAAGACAAUCAUUAGGCUUUAUUCUUCCAGAUAAUGGAUUUGAUGUGUGGAUAGGAAAUGUGCGUGGAACACGGUGGAGUCAUGGGCAUUCAUCCCUAUCAGAGGACGAGAAGGAAUUUUGGAAUUGGAGUUGGGAAGAGUUGGCCCUGUACGAUCUUGCAGAAAUGAUUAACUAUAUAAAUUCCUUGACAAACAGGAAAAUUUAUAUUGUUGGACACUCACAGGGAACAAUUAUGUCUUUUGCUGCUCUUACCCAGCCAGAAAUAGCCAAGAAUGUUGAAGCAGCUGCUCUUUUAAGUCCUAUAUCGUACUUGGAACAUAUUACUGCUCCAUUAGUACGUCUAAUGGUUGACACACAUCUUGAUACGAUAAUUCUUGCCUCAGGAUUUCAUGAACUCAACUUUAAAAGCAAUUGGGGAACAGUCCUUUUAGAUAAUCUUUGUGAUCGGCUUGUUAACUGCAUCAAUGUUCUUAGUUCAAUAACAGGGGAAAAUUGCUGCCUCAAUCGCUCACGUUUUGACUUAUUUUUUGAAUAUGAACCACAUCCAUCAUCAGCAAAAAACCUGCACCAUCUUUUCCAGAUGAUCCGCAAAGGUAGUUUUUCCAAGUAUGACUAUGGAUUGUUAAAGAAUCUGAGAGUUUAUGGUCAAAGGAUGCCACCUGAAUUUGAUCUCAGCCUCAUUCCUGAAUCCUUGCCGCUGUGGAUGGCGUACGGUGGGAACGACGAGUUGUCAGAUUGGACAGAUCUGGAGCACACUAUAAAGAAGGUGAAAUCGGUACCAGAAUUAGUUUACCUUGAAAAUUAUGGUCAUGUGGAUUUCAUUUUGAGCAUGAAAGCGAAGGAAGAUGUGUAUGAUCCUAUGAUCAAAUUCUUCAAAUCCUUGGGAAAGUCGAGUAGUUUGUAAGGUGAACUUUGGUUAAUGGGGUUGUAAAUGUGUGUUGAUAUAAAUGUGGGUGUCGUAGCCAUAUCCUUCUUGUUGUGGAGGGCUAGUUAUUGUUCUAUAUCUUUGAUAUUGAUUAAUCCCUAAACUUAACACAAAUACAAAAGAAAUGAAAUAAUAAUAAUAAAUAUAUAUAUUUUGAGGA
Molecule: messenger RNA, 1566 nt
Organism: Cucumis melo (muskmelon)
Lineage: Eukaryota; Viridiplantae; Streptophyta; Magnoliopsida; Cucurbitales; Cucurbitaceae
Product: triacylglycerol lipase 1
Exons: 10
Coding region: 204-1385 (393 amino acids)
Biological process (GO): lipid metabolic process
Molecular function (GO): hydrolase activity, acting on ester bonds
Source: RefSeq, a predicted model, not a curated record